AUGAGCCAUUGGUGGCGAACUGACGAACUCCGAGCGCUCUUGCAGGCGUGGGAACAAUCAGUUCCCGUGCCUCGAGACCGCGACGAACUCCAGCGCCACGACCUCCAGCGGUUGUUCAAGAGCUUUAACGCUUUGCGGCCACGCGACGGGGCGCCCAUCACGAUUCGCCAAGUCGAAGCCCAGCGGCAGCGACUCGUGCGCACGUUCCUCUUUCUACGGGCUUUUAACAUUGAAAGUGCACGGGCUGGACGGCUAACGUGGUUCCAGCUCUCACCUCCGCAACAGGACGAUCUCCGUCGACUGAACGGCCGUCUCGGAGCCUUGGCAGCCGUGACCCCGGACGAAUUCGACCUGCUAGCACGGAUCUGCACACCCCCUCCUCCUCCUCCUCCACCUUCUUCAUCCCCAUCACCCCCUCCACCUCCGCCGCUAUCCCCGUUACCGCUUCCGGUACCAAUGCCAUUGGAACCGUCGAGUGGAAGCGGGAAAGAGCAAGGACCGAAAGCAAAAGACCGCUCAACGGCGGACGAGAUGACAGCAGCGGCUGAAGCGUUGGCGGGGUUGCCAAUGUUUCGGUCGAAUCAACUUGUGCCACCGGUACUGUCUUCGCUACCGUCUCCUGCUAAGCCAUUGAGACAAAAACAGCACCUGCAGCAGCAGGAGGUGCAGUUGGAGCAAGAAGAUAAACCACGAGAGAUUGAUCCAUCCGGAUCUGACGGUUCGUCGAGUGAGGAGGUAGACCCUGGACGUAGUAUCAAGACAAGGGGUCGCAAACAAAAAGAGUCGGACAUGGACUACACCCCUCCGAAAGCCAAGAGCAAAGGCAAGAUCAAGAACACCUCGAAGUGGUCAAACAGCGACGAGACGCGACUUAUUCUGGCGUGGCAUCAAGUCGUCACUUCGCUCGCAGACAAUGGAUAUGCUGGAUCGUAUGCUUCUCGGAACGAAGGCCUUCGACUGAAUUCGCUAAUCCAUCAGCGGUAUGUCGAACUUUGUGGCGAUGGAUGGAGCCCCGCCCGAACGAACCAGUCAACGGGUGCGAAGAAAUACGCCAUUAUGAUGGCUUUUCGGUCGCUGCGUAAUGUGCUUCGCACGUUGGCAUCGAUGAGUGAACGACCAAAUUGGUUUGGCAUGACGCCAGACGAAAGGAUGGAGCUGCAAAAGAAUCACGGCCACCAUCACGAACACACUUGUUUGAUCGAAAAAGAGACGUACCAGCAACUUGCCGAGAUCGAUCGAGCGCAACGAACCGUGUUGACUCCUAUUACUAAUGCACUCCGUGCUCCAUUGACACUAGAUGAAUUGCUACGACCGAAAAAGGCUGGAAAGAAAGGGACGAAAAAGAAGAACUCGAGGGGUCCUUCGACAGGUAACGUGAUGGCCGAACAAUCUUUGGACGAGGACGAGUCGUCGGAUGAUGAGGACAAUGCGUCUGUUCGCAUUGGUGAUAGGAGCGAGCAGUCGAGUCGGGCUCGGCCGGCCAGUACAGCGAGACGUUCUCGUCCAACAGUUGCACGGAAAAAUGGUCGCGAGCUGGACGCUGUCAAGCUCACCUCUUCUGUUAAACGUCGUCGAACGGGGUUGAGCGAUGCCAAGUGGGUCACGGGGUUGUUGAAUGCUCAAACGCAACGGUUCGAGUCACUUCUGGCCGAGUUCCAGGAGGAACGGCGGCAAGAGCGAAAGCACAAUUUGGAGAUCAUUCUUGAAGCACUCAAGCUACGGAAUGCGUUAGCCCAAAAGCCGAAGCAACCGUCGCGAUUUGCAGAGACGCUGGUGGAGAAGCAGCGCCAGCACAUGUUGAAGCUUUUCAACCAGCUGCAAGACGAACGCUCCCAAGAACGCGACCAGGCCCGGAUGCUCCUGCGCGAACUACGGCCAUCUCGUCUCGUGAGCCAGGAGCAGGAGCAAAACAAGGAGUAA
Messenger RNA from Peronospora matthiolae, 1920 nucleotides. The record is from the annotation of a GenBank genome assembly. Lineage: Eukaryota; Oomycota; Peronosporomycetes; Peronosporales; Peronosporaceae.